AUGAGAGUGACCAAGACCAAAAUGGACAAAGAACAAAAAACAGACAUUAAGAAACGCUUACGGUCAAAAAAGAAAGAGAUGGUAACAAGUGCCAUCUACAGCUCGGAUUUCUCUACAGACGAUAUUAGAAUGGUACUUAAAGAAAUAAAACUGAAUAAAGCAGCUGGGUUUGAUGGUAUAUAUUCGGAAUUUUUUAAGCAUAGUGGCCAUAAAACGCAAGCAUGGCUAGCUGUUUUUUGUAGUGACAUCUUGGACACGGCGACUUUGCCGAAGUUGUUCAAAAAGACUAAAAUCAUUGCAAUCCUUAAGCCAGGGAAACUGGGUACUAAUGCAACACACUAUCGUCCGAUCUCGCUACUAAGUAUUACAUAUAAAAUUCUUGAGAGACUGAUUCUUAACCGAAUCCAGCCAGAAAUUGAAAAAAUAUUACCAGUAGAACAGGCAGGAUUCCGGACAAACCGUAGUUGUCCUGAACAAGUCCUUGCGCUAACUACCCUGAUUGAAAAACGUUUUCAAAACAAUCUAAAAACAAAUGUAGCAUUCAUUGACCUUCCAGCAGCGUAUGACACGGUGUGGAGACAUGGACUGUUAUACAAGCUGGCUAACGUAAUUCCCUGCAAAAAGAUAUUGACACUCGUAAAAACAUGUUAA
Molecule: messenger RNA, 651 nt
Organism: Cinara cedri
Lineage: Eukaryota; Metazoa; Arthropoda; Insecta; Hemiptera; Aphididae
Source: the annotation of a GenBank genome assembly